AUGUUGGACAAAAAUGAGCUGCCUAACGAUUUUCACAGGAGAGCAAAAUGGGUAAAUGCUUCCCAAUUUUACAUACUCAGGGUAGAGCCACUGGAGAUCGCAGAGUAUUAUUGGUCUAAUAUGCACCAUGUCAAGGGUCAUUACUUGACGCAUGGAAGAGAGAGGUGGUUCGAGAUUUUCGACAGGUGGUGGAGGGAGAAGAGGGUUAAUGAGGAGGAGAAUAGUAAGAGAAUCAAAUUUGCAGGUUUGACUCUGGAUUCCUGCUUUUGGGCCAAGGUGGAGGAAGCUAGAGAAUGUGUAGCUAAUGUUAGAAGUAAUUCAAGCUACGAAAAAUUGGAGGAGUUGACAGAAUUGAGAUUGGCGGUACAUCCAUUCUGGACCGCUACACAAUUUCCAAGUCUUAGAGGUGGGGAAGUAGUUCCCUAG
Molecule: messenger RNA, 426 nt
Organism: Prunus armeniaca (apricot)
Lineage: Eukaryota; Viridiplantae; Streptophyta; Magnoliopsida; Rosales; Rosaceae
Source: the annotation of a GenBank genome assembly